Molecule: messenger RNA, 1172 nt
Organism: Clarias gariepinus (North African catfish)
Lineage: Eukaryota; Metazoa; Chordata; Actinopteri; Siluriformes; Clariidae
Gene: bdkrb1
Product: bradykinin receptor B1
Exons: 2
Coding region: 105-1172 (355 amino acids)
Biological process (GO): neutrophil chemotaxis; G protein-coupled receptor signaling pathway; immune response
Cellular component (GO): membrane
Molecular function (GO): bradykinin receptor activity
Source: RefSeq, a predicted model, not a curated record
UCAAGGAAACUAUACUCAGUACUCUUCAUCUCAAAAAUUUGGAUUACAUUGUUCGUUUGAUUAGAACUGUUUUUUUUAAAAGACAGAAGGUGACUCGUAAGGGGAUGGAUCAAGGAGAACCUGUGACAACGUGCCCAAUCCUUCUUCAAAAUUCUACACUUUACCCCACUGUAAAUUUCAGCUCAUCAGACUGGCAUCUAGUUCAUUCUAUUGUACCUCCGUACAUAUUUAUUGUGUGUUUGGCUGGGAUUCUAGGCAAUGCUUUUGUGUUGUUGGUGUUCUUCUUUCAAAGGGGCAACUGGAGUGUGCCUGAAAUCUACUUGGGAAACCUGGCACUAGCUGACCUGUUCUUGCUGGUCUGUUUACCAUUUUGGGCCAUGAACAUCCUUAAUUACUUCUACUGGCCAUAUGGAGAGUUUAUGUGUAAGGUUGUCAACCUCUCCAUAAUUGUUAACGCAUAUAGUAGCAUUUACAUGCUGGUGAUGGUGAACAUCGACCGCUACUUUGCACUAGUGCUGAUUAUAAAGGCAAGGUGGCUAAGAAGGAGACGAAAUGCAAAGGCUAUUUGUUUUUGUCUUUGGCUCUUUGGAGUGAUCAUGGGCAUACCCACUCUUAUUUUCAGAACAGUGCAGUAUGACAUAUUUUUUCAGACAACAGCUUGCAUUAUUCAAUACCCUUCCGACGCCUGGAAACUUGCCCACCACCUUGAACUGGACCUAUUGGGAUUCGUCAUUCCUCUCCUGGUGAUUGUCUUCUGCAGUUGUAAUAUUUUGUGGGUCCUUUACAAAAGAAGGCAGGGUAUUUAUUCACAGGAUAGAAAUGAUAGAAAGGCCACGUUGCUAGUGUCUGCGGUAACCAUUUUUUUCUUAAUAUGUUGGGGUCCAUUUCAUAUUUUUACCUUCCUGGAUGUACUUUGUGAUCUUAACGUCUUGGAUUUGGAUACCUGGUAUCAUACCUUAGAUAUCGGAUCCCAGUUCACCACAUACUUUGCAUUUCUGAAUAGCUGUCUUAAUCCAGUGCUUUAUGUAUGCAGUGGCCACUACUUCAGAAGGAAAGUCAGUGAUAUCUAUAAAAGAAGAAAGAGCUCCACAGGGUCUCUGGCCACCACACUACGUUCAGUUACAUCAACAUAUGUCCAAAGGAGUGAUCAAAUAAAACCAGUUGUAUUGUAG